This is a messenger RNA of Cucurbita maxima (winter squash), 1966 nucleotides long. Its product is annotated as probable serine/threonine-protein kinase At1g09600. The record is from RefSeq and is a predicted model, not a curated record. Gene Ontology annotation, molecular function: RNA polymerase II CTD heptapeptide repeat kinase activity; cyclin-dependent protein serine/threonine kinase activity; ATP binding. Lineage: Eukaryota; Viridiplantae; Streptophyta; Magnoliopsida; Cucurbitales; Cucurbitaceae. Gene Ontology annotation, cellular component: cyclin-dependent protein kinase holoenzyme complex; nucleus. Gene Ontology annotation, biological process: protein phosphorylation; positive regulation of transcription elongation by RNA polymerase II.
UUUCGUGUUGAGACUCUGAGGUGGGAGUAUGGGCUGCAUUUGCUCUAAGGGAAUUCCAGCAAACGAUUAUUUUACUGAGAAUCAUUCCAAAGAGAGGCAUUUGAAGUCUAAUAGAUCAUCCAGACUUCUUGGGGCUUCAUUGAGAAAAGAAGAACCUGCAUUGCACGUUGAUGGAGGGCGAAGUGAUGCAAUGGCGCUAUUGAUAUCUAACCAACCUGGGGAAGUUAAUGCUGGAUCAACACCUGAAUUGGAUGACGCUGAGAAGGCAGCAGCCAGUGCCGAGCCACUGCGUCAAGAACAGCCAACUAUGGAGGAUGGAGCAAAGAGAGUAGGAGUACAUAAUGAUAAUGCAACACCUAGAAUAGUUAAUGUUGUUAAUGUGGAAGAGGGGGCUUUGGUUAUUGCUGGAUGGCCUUCUUGGUUGAUAUCUGUGGCUGGAGAAGCAAUCAAUGGAUUGAUUCCUAGAAAGGCAGAGUCUUUUCAGAAGUUGGAUAAGAUUGGGCAAGGAACGUACAGCAGUGUGUACAGGGCCCGCGAUAUUGAAACAAACAAGAUUGUUGCAUUGAAGAAGGUGCGAUUUUCUAACAUGGAUCCUGAAAGCGUUCGUUUCAUGGCCAGGGAAAUUCUUAUCUUGCGAAGGCUUGACCACCCCAAUGUCAUGAAGCUUGAAGGUCUUAUUACUUCAAGGGUAUCGGGCAGUUUAUACCUCAUAUUUGAGUACAUGGAACAUGAUCUUGCAGGGUUGGCAGCAACCCCAGGGAUCAAGUUCACUGAAGCACAGAUUAAAUGCUAUAUGCAACAGCUGCUUUGUGGCCUUGAACAUUGCCAUGCCCAAGGUGUUUUGCACCGUGACAUCAAGGGCUCAAAUCUUCUGAUUGACAAUAAUGGUAACCUAAAGAUAGGUGAUUUUGGGCUAUCAACCUUUUUCCAUCCCGUCAAAAAGCAGGCUCUUACAAGUCGUGAGGUAACUUUGUGGUAUCGGCCACCUGAGCUUUUACUUGGUGCAAAGGACUAUGAAGUUUCUGUUGAUUUGUGGAGUUCUGGUUGCAUUCUUGCAGAACUGUAUGCUGGGAAGCCUAUCAUGCCUGGAAGAACAGAGGUGGAGCAACUACAUAAGAUCUUCAAACUCUGUGGCUCCCCGUCUGAAGAAUACUGGAAAAAGUCAAGAUUACCUCAUGCCACCAUCUUUAAACCUCAACAUCCUUACAAACGGUGUGUUGCUGAGACAUUCAAAGACUUCCCUUCCUCUGCAUUGGCCCUUUUGGAUGUGCUACUUGCGGUGGAACCUGAUGGCCGUGGAACAGCUUCCUCUGCCCUUCAAAGUCAGUUCAUUACCACCAAACCGCUUCCCUCGGAUCCCUCUACUUUGCCAAAGUACCCACCAAGCAAGGAGUUUGACGUGAACCUCCGAGACGAGGAAUCUCGAAGAAGAAGAGCUCCUAUCAGUGUAGCACCUGAACAUGAAGCAGCUCAAAAGUGUCCCAGAGAAUCAAAAGCGAUUCCUGCACCAGAUGCAAAUGCUGAAUUGCAGGCAUCCAUACAGAAGAACAAAGGCAGCAUAAUCCCACAAGUUUCAGUGAAAGGUAUAUUCCUGAAGAGGAUGGUGGCUCUGGCUUUCGCAUUGAACCCCCAAAAGAAGCAACGCAAAUGGCGUCGACUGCAUCGGGUUCUUCACAAAACAUGAACGGGAAUCAGCGUGAUAAUCUAAGAGGUUUUUCAGUUGGAGCCAAAGGUGCAGAACUUGGAAAACAAAGAUCUUAUGUGCAGCAUGGUGGUGUAAAGUUGUCCAGGUAUUCCAGUUCCAUUGCAGUUCGAGGUGGUUCACGAUUCGGCUGUGGGCCAGAAGAGUGUUUUAAUGUGUCAUAUAACCAUUUGAAUGGCGGUGAAUCUUCAGAAAAGCAUGUAUGGUCUCACCAUUUACUAGACACACCAAAAUCUUCAUUCAAGAUAGAUGAUCAAUCAUCUG